UUAAAAUAUUUAUAAUGGACAACUAAUUAUUAAUUAAGAAAUAAUGGUUAAUAAAAUCAAGACCAGAGAGAAUUGAGGAUAUUUAUGAAUCUGAUAAGAAAGUAAAGCAAUAAAUAAAUAUAAUUAGGAAUUGGGUUCUGGUGCUUAUGGAAGAGUAUUUAAGGCUAAACAUAAGGAUUUGGGAUUUGAAAGGGCAAUAAAAAUGAUUCCAAAAAAGAUGAUUGCAAGUCCAGAUAGAUUUAAGAGAGAAAUAGAAAUAAUGCAAAACUUAGUAUUAGAUUAUAGAAUUCAAAUAGGAUCAUCCAAAUAUUAUUAAAUUAUUUGAAAGCUUUGAAGAUUCUAGGAAUAUCUAUUUAGUUAUGGAGUAGAUAUAUAAUAUAUAUAAAAAGAAUAUGUACAGGAGGAGAAUUAUUUGACACAAUAAUUGAGAAAGGUCAUUUUACAGAAAAAGAAGCUUAGCAAACAUUUUUAUAAAUAAUGUAGGCUAUAAAUUAUUGUCAUACUCAUGGUAUAUGUCAUAGAGAUUUAAAACCUGAGAAUUUUUUAUUGCUUGAUAAAACUCCUAAUGCUCCAAUAAAAGUAAUAGAUUUUGGUCUUAGUGUUUUAUUUCAUGAUAGUCAUUACAAAACAGCAGAUGGAAAGACUUAAAUGAAAUCAAAAGCUGGAACAGUAUAUUAUUUAAAUAUAAAUAUUAGCCAUAUUAUAUAUCACCAGAAGUAUUAGAUGGGAAAUAUGAUGAGCUUUGUGAUGUUUGGUCAGCAGGGGUCAUUUUAUAUAUUUUAUUAACUGGAUUACCUCCUUUUAAUGGAAGAACUGAUGCUGAAAUCUUAAAAGCUGUUAAAUCAGGGAUCUAUAAAUUAGACAUUCCUUAAUUGAAUGGAGUUUCAAACAAUGUUAAAGAUUUGAUUCAAAAAAUGUUAACAAAACCUGAUUAAAGAUUAACAGCUGGAUAAGUAUUAUAGCAUCCUUGGUUGACUACAGUAGAUAUUCCUCAUUCUAUUUUAACUUUGGAUUUUAAAUCAUUCAAAGGAUUUAGUGCUUCAAAUAAAUUAAAGAAAGUAAAAUAAUAAUAUAUAUAUAACAAGGUAACUUUAACUUAUAUUGCAUCAUAAUUAUCAGAAGUAGAAAUUUAAGAAUUAGGGAAAUUAUUUAAAGAAUUAGAUUAAAAUGGAGAUGGAAUUCUUACUUUAGAAGAAGUUAAAAAAGGAUUACAUAAUUUUUAAUAGGAGAGUUGGGGUGAUGUGAUACAAAUUUUAAAGUCUAUAGACACUGAUUGUAAUGGUGUCAUAAAUUAUACUGGUAUUAUAUUUAAAAACAAUAUAGAAUUUGUUGCUGCAACUAUGGAAAGAAAUAUGUAUAUGAAAAAAGAGAAACUAAUUUAAGCUUUCAAAAUGUUUGAUGCUGAUGGAAGUGGUAAAAUUAGCAGUGAUGAAUUAAAAAAGUGUUUAGGAAGUAUUUUUAUAAAUGUCUUAAUUUAUUUAGAUAAUGAAAUUUACAGUUAAUCUGAUCCUUAACUAUGGUAAAAUUUGAUCAAUGAAGCAGAUUAGGAUAAAGAUGGAGAAAUUGAUUAUCUUGAGUUCGUUGAGAUGAUGGACAAAGUUGAUAUUAAAUGAUUGAUGAUGUAUUAGUGAUUCAUUUCACAAUAAAAAUAUCA
Paramecium sonneborni is the source of this 1654-nucleotide messenger RNA. NCBI's taxonomy places the organism in Eukaryota, Ciliophora, Oligohymenophorea, Peniculida, Parameciidae. The record is from the annotation of a GenBank genome assembly.